AUCAGGGAGAAAAUAGAGAAGCAGAAAAAAAGUGUAUGAAACUGAAACUAUUAUUUGAGAGAGAGAAAGAGAGUUCAUUCAACACUUCUUGUUUGUUUCCUCUUCAGCGCUUCCUUAUAUGCUCAAUCAUCCACCACCCUUAGCUAUCACAACUUUGAAGCCAGAAUUCUUCUCAUAUUUCCAAAAUGGAGUUUAAGCAACAUGAGGAAACUGAGUUGAGGAUGCCCGCAGCAACAACGAGUUACGACGACUUCGGAAUACCACCUUCAAGUCAAGGCGAAGAGGAGCCAACGGCGACGGCGAUACCAGUGGCGAUUCCAAUGACCCCAACACCACCCACCCUGGCUCAAAACAACGACAAUGAGAAGUAUCAUGAGUGCCUUAAGAACCACACCGUCAAAACUGGCGUCCACACACUUGAUGGAUGCAUCAAGUUCUUGCCUCUAGGCGAGGAGGGAACCCUGGAUGCGCUAAAAUGCCUCACGUGCAACUGCCACCGAAACUUCCAUCGUAAGGAGACCCCCAAUUACACCUACCUGGUGCCUUACUACCGCCACUCGUCGUUGCCGUUGGCAGCGUACUAUGGGGAGCAGGUGGGCUACCCCCAUGUGCAAGGGCAACAAUGCACCACACUGGCACUCCCCUCCAGGUCAAGGGGCAUUGGUGGGGCCCAGUCCUCGAGGGAGGACAUGGAGGCAGUGUCAGACCCAACGAGUGGUGCCACUCCUCAUGGCGGGUCCAGCAAGAAGCGUUUCAGGACUAGGUUCACCCAAGAGCAAAAGGAGAAGAUGUUGGCCUUUGCAGAAAAGCUUGGCUGGAGGAUUUUGAAACACGAUGAGAGUGCUGUGCAGGAGUUUUGUGCCCAAACUAGCAUCCAACCUCAUGUGCUUAAGGUGUGGGUGAACAACAACAAGAACACCUUAGGUAAGAAGCUCUAGACAGAAAAAAAAAUCCAGCCCCGUUACCUCUCUCUCUAUAUAUAUAUAUGUUUCUCUGUUUUAAGUUACCAUAAUAGCAACCACCAUUCGCCUCUAAUUGUUUCAUUGUCAUGCUCUCUUUACAAUCCAAAAUCAACACAACUGUUCAAGGUUGAGAUAAAUUUGUGCUUUAAGAAUAUAAGUACUUAUGCACUAAUCGUAAUUUGUACUUUUGUUUCCAAUCUCUGCACUUUUAUAACAUGGUUUAUUUUCAUGUCA
Messenger RNA from Glycine soja, 1196 nucleotides. RefSeq names its product zinc-finger homeodomain protein 2-like. Gene Ontology annotation, molecular function: DNA-binding transcription factor activity; transcription cis-regulatory region binding. The coding region runs from base 186 to 938 and encodes 250 amino acids. Gene Ontology annotation, cellular component: nucleus. The transcript has a single exon. The record is from RefSeq and is a predicted model, not a curated record. Gene Ontology annotation, biological process: regulation of DNA-templated transcription; regulation of developmental process. NCBI's taxonomy places the organism in Eukaryota, Viridiplantae, Streptophyta, Magnoliopsida, Fabales, Fabaceae.